Molecule: messenger RNA, 4836 nt
Organism: Cryptomeria japonica (Japanese cedar)
Lineage: Eukaryota; Viridiplantae; Streptophyta; Pinopsida; Cupressales; Cupressaceae
Product: G-type lectin S-receptor-like serine/threonine-protein kinase SD2-5
Exons: 1
Coding region: 165-2702 (845 amino acids)
Biological process (GO): protein phosphorylation
Molecular function (GO): protein serine/threonine kinase activity; ATP binding
Source: RefSeq, a predicted model, not a curated record
GACUUUGACUUCAAUAUCCCUGGUUUUUUUCAAACACAGUCAAUGGGACAAUAUGGGUGCUGCAUAGACAGAGUUUUAUGGCUAAUCCUAACAUGGAAUUAAAUACUUGUUUAUCAUUUGAACAUUUUAUUUUUCUGUGAUCUCUCUAACUGCCUUUUUGAAAAAUGAUAAUGGGCUCUUUUUCGUCCUCUGCUCCUUUGAUUUCGCUACUUUUAACACUCUUCUUUAUAUCGUGCUCGGCCUCACUAUUUGCAGGGGGCCUUGCUAUUCCUUCCGCAACUGCGUAUAGAGGCAGAACAUGGAUGAACAAUAUUCAGUCUCUAGAUUUUCUGACACCGUCACUUUACAAAGAUGCACUCGUCAGACCGAUCCUUCUGAGUAGGAAUAUCUCAUAUAAUGAUAUGAAUCUGCAGUUUGGAUGUGGAUUCUUCUGCUAUGGCAGUCCUUGUGACACAGGCUACCUAUUUGCAACUUUCUUCGUUGUCUACAACAUUGAUGGUGAGCUGUUUGAUAUGGAAAUGGUGUGGAGUUCUAACAGAGACCAGAUGGUGCAAGAAAACGCAACUCUAACACUCACCUCCACAGGAGAACUUGUAUUAAGGAACUCAGAUGGCACUUUCGUGUGGUCUGCAAAUACAUCCACCCAAGCUUUUCAAAAGAUGGUGAUACGAGAAUCUGGGAACCUCGUUCUCUAUAACACCUCUGGUGGAAUCAUCUGGCAGUCUUUUGACUAUCCAACUGAUACCCUGCUGCGAGGGCAGAAGUUAAAGGCAGGAAAGAAGAUUACAGCAAACAUUUCUCAUAAGAAUACAAGCCAAGGUCGUUUCUAUUGUACCUUGCUUCAUGAUAGCUUUGCUAUGUUUACAGCCUCUGCACCUGCUAAAAUGUAUUUCAGAUAUCCCGAGCCACGUGCAGGUGUUGAGUUCUCUUAUAUUCAGUUCGACAAUCAGUCCGUCCAUAUAUAUUCUCAAGGAGGAGGACCACAGUCAAUCAAUUUAUCAGUAUCCAAAACCUACCUUUACUUUAGGUUAGAUUCAGAUGGACAUUUAAGGGUUUGCUCCAUCCUCCAAACAACGGGAAGAUCUUCCCCUGACUAUCUGCCAUCCUUUAUGAGAUCAGUGGCUGAGUGCGAUUAUCCAAGACCAUGCGGAGACUAUGGUGUUUGCACAAAUGGUCAGUGCAGCUGUCCAACAAAUGGCAAUGCUUUCAAACCGAUUGAUGUCACAGAACCCAAUUUCGGAUGUGUUCCUCGCGUUCCUCUGGUAUGCUCAGAUAAAAGUGGGCGCAAAGAUCAUCACUUUUUGGAACUGGAGCACGUUUCCUACUUUACAUAUGUUUUCGAAAAUGCCUCCAGACCAGGAUUGAUGUCAUCUGAGGAAUGUAAAAAACUUUGCCUUGAAGACUGCUCUUGCAAAGCAGCUUUUUUCAGGUAUAAGGCCAAUUUUUCUACUGGUUAUUGCUAUCUAGAGUCCAAUAUCUAUUCUAUGAAAACUAACAGUCCAGUAGAUGAGUUUUACAAUUCCACUGCUUAUAUUAAAAUUCAGUCAACGUCCAAGCGCAGUAAAUACUUGGUUGUCGUCAUCAUUUGUGCUUCUGUGGGCGGAGCGCUAGCUCUAUUAAUCUUAUUGUGGGCAUGGAUAAAUAAGUCUCAAACUGGCAGACAGCAGACAGAAAAGGAUGAAAAUGAUGGUGAGCAUGAUCAUGUAGAUUGGCCGGCAGGAUUACCGUUGCGGUUCUCAUUCCAAGAAUUGCAAGAUGCUACAAAUGGCUUUAGUAUUAACUUAGGAAAAGGAGGAUUCGGGUCAGUUUACGAAGGUGUUUUGGCUGACGGUUCAAAGAUAGCAGUGAAGCGCCUUGAUGGGGCAGGACAAGGAGAAAGGGAAUUCCGGGCAGAAGUUGAAACUCUAGGAAAAAUUGAUCAUCUUAAUUUGGUAAGACUGAAGGGCUUUUGUGCAGAAAAGGCCCAUCGAAUGCUUGUAUACGAGUAUCUACCAAAUGGGUCUCUGGAUAAAUGGAUUUUUUCCAAAAAUACCCAUCGACAUUAUCUGGAUUGGAAGACUAAAUACAAAGUAGUUCUGAAUAUUGCAAGAGGAUUGACAUAUUUACAUGAAGAUUGUCGAGAACAGAUAAUACACUUCGACAUCAAGCCUCAGAACAUUCUCCUGGAUCAAAAUUUCAAUGCUAAGGUCUCAGAUUUUGGUUUGGCAAAGUUGGUUAACAGAGAGCAAAGCGAAGUGAUAACCAUGAUGAGAGGGACACCAGGGUAUAUGGCACCGGAGUUACUGAACUUGCAUUUCACAGAGAAGGCAGAUAUAUUUAGCUUUGGUGUUAUGGUGAUAGAAAUUGUCAGUGGAAAACGAAGCAGAGAGCUUUCAAAGGAUGGCUUGUUUUCACUGUUACGAGUUAAGGCAGAGGAAGGGAGCUUAAUAGAUUUGGUCUAUCCAGGACAUGAAAAUGAGCAAAAUGGCGUAAAAGAGGAGGCAAUAAAAUUGUUAAAAGUGGGAAUGUGGUGUGUACAGGACAAUUUUACUCGGCGACCAGCGAUGUCUAUUGUGGUGAAGGCGUUGGAGGGUUUAAUAGACACGUUUGAUGAUGUUCCAUGGGCCUUGGCAGGGUUAACAGUUGCUUCUGAUCAGCAGUCUCUCUUCUCAUCUGAGCUGUCCUAUGCUCCUAUAACUUGUGUGUUAUCUGGACCUAGAUGAUUUAGUUAUUUUCUUGUUUUCACUACAGGUUUUUCUUACCAAUAAACCUGAGUCUAUUAGUUGUCUUGGGAUAGUGUGCAGCAAAUUAUUUCUAAGCAUUAGUAUUUUCAAGACCUUCGGAACAUAUGAUUCCCAUGGAAACCUGUGCAUGCUCUCUAGAUAAUGGUGCUGUUUUUCUAGAUUUUCUUUGCUUCCUUACGUGAAAUGCAUUUUGUGGGUUAUUCUUACCUGCUAUCAGAAUUGCAUCACUUUUUAUUCAGCAGUUUGCCAAACAACAUUUGAUUUACAAGGUUCAUUGCAUUAUGUGGUAAAACUGGAGUAUUGGAAUAGAGCAUGGACAUCGAUCACAACACAAUCAAAAGUAAAUUUGUGCCACACAUUAUAGUUGCAACUGACCUAAUUAGUAUCGAUUCAAAAUGAAAAAAUCUUGCACAUGUAAUUUGUCUUGUAAUAUGCUAAAAGGGAUGCUAAUUGCACAAAUCUGCAAGGGAAAAUCAAUCUACUAAUUGCAUUUCAUAAAACAAAUUGGGGGCUUAUGUUUCAUAUUAAUUGUCAUUCGACAGCGUGGAAAAAAACAUUUCAAAGCUCUGUUACCGUUUUAAGCUUAGGAACAUUUGUUUCCUAUGAAAAUCUGUGUAUGCUCUCAAAUAUUGUUGUCCUUUCUAAGAUUUCCCUUCUCUGUUUUAUCAAAAUGUAAUUGGCUGAUUGAUUUUCCCUGGAAGGUUUGUGAAGGUUUAACUAAAUGUUUUUGUUGGCGUUCCCCUGUCAAGUGCAGAGAAAACAGAGGACGUCACACAUCUAAGAGAAAACAGAGGACAUCACAUAUCUAAGAGAAAACAGAGGACGUCACAUAUCUAAAGAGUACUGAGUUUAUAUUUUCUUCAAUAAAAAAAAGAAAAGAACAUCACAUGCCUGCAGAAUUCUAAACAUCUUUCUAUCUAACCCCACGGCCCUUGUUUCUCCAUAACACCAAAACCAAUGUUAUCCCUUUCGUCCUAGAGUUUUGACCUCUGUGUCAUCCCUGUUCUAGAGUUUUGAGUUUACCCCAAACUCCAAAAUCUCAACUUUGUUCUAUUCUGGAGUUUCCAUAAACCCCAGAAGAACUAGGUGAUCCUGGAUCCCACGGUCCAUGAGCAAUCCGGUGUAACAGAGCAGGCAGUUAAAUUGUAAAACGUGGGAAUAUGGUUUGUACAGGACAAUUCAACGAGGCGACCAGCAAUGCCCAUAGUGGGCAAGGCGUAGGAGGUUUAAACUGACAUGUUUAACGAUGUUUCAUUUGCAUGAGCAGGGUCAACAGUUGCCUCUAAUUAGUAGUCUAUCUUCUCAUUUGAACUCUCCUUUGCUGCUACAACUUCUGUGUUAUCUGAACCUAAAAGAUUUUGUUUAUUUGCUUAUUUUUCUCUACAGGCUUUUCUAUACUAACAACAUCCGAUCAUCUCUAUCUUAAUUCCAGUAUGUUUGAAUGUUGAAUAGACCUUCAUAGUCUGCCUAUAAUCAGGUAAUUGCUAUCAUCAAAUAAAACAGAUUUAUUUGAGUAUGUUUAAAUGAUUACAGAUUACCUCUAGUCAGGCAGUUGCUAUCAGCCCAUGCUCAUAACAGUGUGCUAUCCUGUGCUCCUAGAACUGUGACUUUGGAUAACUUCUCUUCAUUUAUUUUGUUCUUUUUCUUCUUAACGAUUUGUCCUCUUUCUAUUACUAAUGUACAGCUCUUGUUAUGUUUCUCUUAACGCCGAGAGGCAUUCCUACAGCUGCAGCAGGGGGGAGUGAAGGCAUUCGUGUAUACACUAAAGAAAACUGAAAAAGAAACCAAAGUAACUGACAUCUUAUGGAAUGCGAAUUGUUUUGUAUUCAGGCAGUUACAACAUCGUUCCUUACUGUCACAUAGAAUUUGAAUCUAUUCAAAUGUUAAGCUAUUCACAAAGCUUAUAUUAUGCACAUCCCAUUUCCUCUUUUUCUGAGCAAAAUCCAUUUCAAUUGUGAAAAGCAUCGCAGUCUCCAUAUUCUGGCACUUAUUUGUUGCAAAAUGCACAAGAGUAGAUCCAAAUACAGAUUCAAAUCAAGAAGGUGGAGAAGACUGUGUUGAACAUUAUAGUCUCAGGCCACAUGAAGACGCACUUAGGAAGCCACCUCUUCUC